AUGUCGGGGGGUGCUUCGCUGUUGCGAAAUCAAGAAAAAUCGUUUACAGCGGUUCGCAUAAGGGAAGUUUUAAAGAUGGCCACAGACGAGGACUCUCAUCAAGAGAAACAAAAUUGUGAAACACCGAUGCUUGAAACUUGUUCAGCCGCGAGCGAAGACAGGGAGAAAAAAAUGGAGUUUUCACAGACAGAUGUUAACGGUGAAAAAUCGAGCUAUCAGAUCAAUACCGAACGCCAAAAAAGACGACUAUUUAAAGGAAGUCUGAAGCUUUCUAAACAAAGGUGGAUGAGCUUGACCCACGACACACCAACAAAGAAAAACAGAGUUCUUAAAUCCGAGAGAUCGAUGGAUGACGCGGAGAUGUUGCAAGGAAGCCAACAAAGCGAUUUGCCUUGUCGUCAACGUUCAUCAUCUCAGGAGAAGAACGAUAGAACAGAACUUGACCGUGGAAAGAGUUUGGAUAGCGUUCCAGAAGGUUAUCGCAAUUCUUUUAGUGAUGUUCUAUCUAGAAGAGGAAGUAUUUGUGAGGAGAUGGAAAAGGAGAUCGUCCAGGGUGGAAUUAGUUUGCACAAGAGGCGUAAGGCACUAGUGAUUGAACAAACCCUCAAGGAUCGAUUUCUCAUGUGAUAUUAAACUUGACUGCGUCAAGAUCGCGCAGAAAAGCUAUAGAUACAGUCUGCAUUUUUUUUCUUUUUUCAAUCUCUUUUAAUCAUUUUUCUUUCUUUGGCAUGAACAAGAGUUCGAGAAGCAAAGGGUGCUCCUACUUGCUUCGUAAAUACAUCCCAAAAAAUGCAUUGUAUUCACUUUAAGGUUUUGAAUAAGUCGCGAUAAUCUGCUCUCAUGUCGUCACAUUUUAUUCCAAUAUAUAUUUUUAGAACUUUUAAUGGGAAUCUCCAAUGGGGUUCCUUAACCUACAGACAUUAUUGGCUACUUGCGAAGGGGAAGUGACAAGGCGACAAUCUUUCACUGUGUGAUCAAUUUUUGACGUUUCUAAUCUGAUAACGGUGUCACGGAGGAGUGCAAUAAACGAGACAGUUAAUAUCGAUAAUCUUCACCAUUUUUGCUUCCCACCUACCUCAAAACACAGCCGGCUAAGGGAUUUAUUGAUCAAACAAAUCGAACGGCCAGGCAUCUGCAGCGAGAAAGGAAGGCCUAAUGUUGCAGUCACAAGCAACACUAUGUCCUUCACGGUAAAAAUGAAUUUUUUAAGA
This is a messenger RNA of Stylophora pistillata, 1211 nucleotides long. RefSeq lists its product as uncharacterized. The record is from RefSeq and is a predicted model, not a curated record. Lineage: Eukaryota; Metazoa; Cnidaria; Anthozoa; Scleractinia; Pocilloporidae.